AGGAUCCCAAGGCCUAACUCCCCAAACCACUCAGGGUCCUGUGGACAGCUCACCUAGCUGCAAUGGCUGCAGGCUCCCGGACGUCCCUGCUCCUGGCUUUUGCCCUGCUCUGCCUACCAUGGCUUCAAGAGGCUGGUAGGGUCCCAAGCGUACCCUUAUCCAGGCUUUUUGACAACGCUAUGAUCCACGCCUAUCGCCUGCACCAGCUGGCCUUUGACACCUACCAGGAGUUUGUAAGCUCUUGGGGAAUGGGUGCGCGUCUGGGGUGGCAAGAAGGGGUGACUUUCCCCUGCUGGGAAGUCAUGGGAGGAGACUAAGGAGCUCAGGGUUGUUUUCUGAAGCGAAAAUGCAGGAAGAUGAGCAUAUGCUGAGUGAGGUUCCCAGAAAAGUAACAAUGGGAGCUGGUCUCCAGCAUAGAAACCAGCUGUCCUUCUUGGUGGGUGGAUCCUCCUCCUAGGAAGAAGCCUACAUCCCAAAGCAACAGAAGUAUUCAUUCCUGCGGAACCCCCAGACCUCCCUCUGCUUCACAGAGUCUAUUCCCACACCCUCCAACAUGGAGGAAACACAACAGAAAUCCAACCUAGAGCUGCUCCACAUCUCUGUGCUGCUCAUCCAGUCGUGGCUGGAGCCUGUGCAGUUCCUCAAGAGUGUGUUUGCCAACAGGCAGGUGUAUGGCACCUCAGACAGCGGCGUCUAUGACCUCCUAAAAAGCCUAGAAGAAGGCAUCCAAACGCUGAUGGGGGUGAGGGUGGCACCAGGGGUCCCCAACCCUGAAACCCCACUGGCUUUGAGGACUGGGGGAGAGAAACACUGCUGCCCUCUUUUCAGCAGUCAGGCCCUGACCCAAGAUAACUCACCUUAUUCUUCAUUUCCCCUGGUGAAUCCUCCAGGCCUUUCUCCCCUGGAGGGGAGGGAGGAAAAUGAAUGAAUGAGACAGGGAGGGAACAGUGACCAAGCGCUUGGCCUCUCCUUCUCUUUGUUCACUUUGCAGAGGCUGGAAGAUGGUAGCCCCUGGACU
Molecule: messenger RNA, 1018 nt
Organism: Rhinopithecus roxellana (golden snub-nosed monkey)
Lineage: Eukaryota; Metazoa; Chordata; Mammalia; Primates; Cercopithecidae
Product: somatotropin-like
Exons: 3
Coding region: 554-928 (124 amino acids)
Biological process (GO): growth hormone receptor signaling pathway; animal organ development; positive regulation of growth
Cellular component (GO): extracellular region
Molecular function (GO): hormone activity; growth hormone receptor binding
Source: RefSeq, a predicted model, not a curated record